AGAAGCUCUUUAACCGAAAUGUAGUAUUAUUGUUAUCCAUUCAUUUUCAAUGUUACUGUUUUUAUAGAAACUGAAUCGGCUCAAAUUCAGGUAUAAAAAAUAGUUGUGUUUUUUUUUUUCGUUUUUAUGAAUGGUAUAAUACACUUGUUAAGUACUGUAUAUGUGUUUAUAUUUAAAGAGAAAACAUGCACAAAAUGUGAUUCAUUGUUUGAAAAUUGCUCGUUUACCCAUUCAAAAAUAAUGUUGUUCAUGUUACAGAAACGGCACUAAAAGAAAUAGUUGGAUAUUUUGUGCGCAAACUUACUAUUUCAUUAUUUUUCCAAAAUGUGAAUUUGGUCAUAAAAAAAAAAACUGGGGAAACUGUGGUGUCUGCGCGCCCUCUAGUGGAAGUGGCUGUGACUCGCCUGUGCUUGUUGCUAUAGAAACGGUUGCUGCCAAGCGUAAGAAAGCACGGUGUCAGCGGCAGGUGACCCCUCGGUGUCCACAGCCGUGUUCAGUGAAACAUUUGUGGGUAAUAAUGGCAGGAAAACACGGCGCGAACCAAUUGGACGUCAGUGCUCUGAGUUGUGAGCAGCAGCAGACGCUGCGACACUUCAAGAUCAAGACGAGAAUCGCCAAUGAGUCAUAUUUGAUGUCGCAUCCAGAGGUGGAUGUGAUGGUAGGAGACUUUGUCAGAAAAGUGCUUCUUCAAAGGCCCACUGACAUCCGUGAGUUUGCUGCAGAUUACUUCACCAACCCAAACCUUCACACAAGUCUUGUCUCAAAAAUGAAAGAAGGCAGUGACACGGAGUGAAACACACUCGUCAGUCGCGGCGGCGCACACGUGUCAUCUUUGUGCAUCACACGUUUGAACUGUUUAUGUUUGUCUGCUACACUAAAGUCAGUGGAUGUAGCUUUGUUUGAUUGACUGUUGUCACACAUAACGAGGGAGAACAUAAUGUCCCGUCUUAAUGACUGUGAUGUGGAGUUAAUGAGAAGCACAGUGUCCUGUGGGUAUUACAGUGCAAACUGUUUGUCACAUCACUCACAUGAUUAAUUAGAGACACACUGAAGAGUUCAUUGUGAGCACAGUUUAGUUGAACUGUAAUCUGCUGAUAUCUGGGAUGUUUCCACUCUUACUGACCACAAUCCACAUGUGAGUGUCACUUCAGCCCACAUUUCCCCAUUUAUUUUCAUUUGUUUUGCAUUCUAAUUUCUUUUUAAGGUGACAUAUUCCUGCUUAUUUCUAUAGUUAGAUAUGGCAAACUCAAUUUUAGCGAGUGCAAUAAAUGUACAAAUUGUUCAACA
Solea senegalensis (Senegalese sole) is the source of this 1287-nucleotide messenger RNA. It is a transcript of the gene riiad1, whose product is annotated as RIIa domain-containing protein 1. The record is from RefSeq and is a predicted model, not a curated record. Lineage: Eukaryota; Metazoa; Chordata; Actinopteri; Pleuronectiformes; Soleidae. The transcript has 4 exons. Bases 518 to 793 code for a protein of 91 amino acids.